GCCGGAUGUUGUCCUUGGACAACGAUCUUUCACGAUUUCUAUUCCUGAUUAUUGUCGUUCUUAGUGUAAAAUACGCAAAAUUGUACAUAUAAGAUAGAUUCAUCAUCUUUGAAGAAUACCACAUGUAUGAGCCCGGGAGAAUUACCAUAGUGCCCAUAUUUAUAAUACGGUGCAUAGAGCCAGAUCAGAGCUGAUGUUUUAUAUGCUACAGAUAAAAUGAUGGAUUAACAGGAAAGGCUAGCAGUCUACAGACAUCGUAGGCUAUUGCGAGUCAGUGACGCUAUACCAUAUAUUGAUCUAGAGAAAUCAAGAAGCAAUCAGAAUCUUUGCUUCGAUUCAAGUCAGCUAUAUGUCAGAGGAAGUGUUUUUAAGGAGCUGAAGAUGUUCAAUACAUAUGGUGUUAGACAAACAAGCCCUGGAUGGACCUAUGAUACCUUAUUACAUUAGUGCAGUCAUGAUGUGCAUGCUGUGGUACCAAUGUGUAUAGGAAUGGAUCAACCUUGGUAUCGAUUAUCUCAUUGACUGAGAGCAAGGUCCACCCAAUGGCAACCCCUCAGAAUGGUGCUGUCAGGGUGGAGAAACGGGGGUCUCGCUCAUCUAGCUGUUUGGGAGACUCAGAUCACAUGAUAUGCGACAGUAUAGUCACAUGUAAGAGCACAGAAAACAUAGAGGAUAGAAGAGGCAGUCGAGGCUCAUUGAUUAAUAAACCACCCCCAGAGGCAAAUGUCGAAGUGAAAUUAAAAAAGGAGGAAGUUCGAUUGGAUUUUUCUAAUCUCAAUGAACUUCCAACCCCUGUAAAAGAUAGUAAAUCUAAAGUGCAAUAUGACCCCACUAACCAAAGUGCAUCGAUAAAGAAACUGGAGCACCCGGCUGAUAAAAGCCUAAUGCUUUCAUUCCUAGUUAGUAUUGUAUUCCUCCUAGUUGCUCUUGUAUUAUUUGGACCAGCUUUUGCAAUAUUCUUGACACUCGUACCUCUAGGGGCUUUAAUCAAAUCAACCUGCAGCUGUUGCUGUGUUCCCCAGAGACAACAGGGCUGUUGCCCCACUUUACUUACCCAUAAUGAAACAUAUUGGCUUCAUGAUUCGCAUUUUAAUAAAAUGGUUGUACAGUGUCUGAUAACAUUAGAUUAUGGCUUGACUCCACACAGGAUACAGGACAUGAUAAAUGCACGACUUGUUUGUGCCGAAAACCGCUCAGGACAAAGAUUGUACCCAAGAUUUAGCCAAAAAGUUGUCGAGCUAAACUGCCGAUACGCUUGGCUAAAUGAUGAGAAUUUUAACAUUGAGAAUCAUAUAGUGGUCAUGCCAAAGAGCAUAAAUAGCCAGAGGGCACUGGAGUCUUAUACUGCUGAGCUGGCCAAUCAGACGCUACCUAGAGAUCGCCCGUUAUGGAAUAUACAUAUCCUACCAAGAUAUCUUGAGGAUACAUGCGUCGUGCUUUUCAGAGUUCAUCCAUGUCUCACUGAUGGAAUCUCAUUAGUUAGAACAUUCUUUAAGUCUGUUGUGGACAACCACACAGGAUGUAAUCUCAAACCACGCUUUAGUCAAAGUGCCUAUGUAUUUAAUGUCAUACGUGCAAUUGUGGUUGGACCAUUAGUAUUCAUACAAAAAUGGCUUUUAACGCGUAAAGAUUAUAAUAUACUUCAUGGACCCCCAUUAUCAGGUAAAAAGGUAGUCGCAUGGUCAGAACCAUAUAGCCUUGCGAAAGCUACCCGUAUUAAACAAGUAACUCGUAGCACUCUUAAUGACGUAUUGAUGUCCGUGGCUGCUGGAAAUCUGCGGACAUAUUUUCAAACCGUUGGUGUUAUAAACCCCUACGAUAUGCUUGCAACGUUCCCCAUUGAUAUCAGGUCAGAGACUAUACACAUUAAAAUGGGUAGCAAAUAUGCUAUGGGGGACAUUGCAGUUCCCACAAACACUGAAGGUGCGAUCCCGCGCCUAUGGGAGCUCAAACACCGAAUGGAUGAGAUUAAAAACUCAUGUGAUCCCAUAGUCAUGCAUGGUGCCAUGUCAGUGCUUAUGUCCCUAUUGCCCGAAUGGAUAUGCCAAAAAAUCUGGCGGACUAUAUUAAACAAGAGUACAUGCCUAGUAACAAACCUCCAGGGUCCAGAUAGCAUCUUGACAUUUGCAUCUCGGGAAAUUAAGAGUAUUAUCUAUUGGAUGCCCCCCAGGGAUGAAGUGGCAGUCUCCAUCUCUAUGUUCACUUAUGGGGAUGAGGUUAGAAUGGCUGUGAUAGCAGAUAAGGCAAUCAUGCCAGAUCCUGAGAUCAUAACUAAAGACUUUAAUGUAGAGCUUGACAAACUGGCGAUGUUAUUAGCUAAUCGCCGUAUUCCUGGGGAACAUAUGAGUCGUCGGAUUGAGAUGUCUAAUGAGGAUGCUGACAAUCUAAAUGAUCCAUCAAUGGAAGAGAUUCAGGGUAAAAUUGCCGAAGUCCAGUGCCAACUUCAGGAUUUGAAAGCGAGGCUUGAUCAGGAGGUCGCAUCUAAAUACAGUGAGGAAGAGGAGCUAUUGGUCAACAAAGUUGAGAGUCUAAAAGGGGAAUUUCGAGAACUUAUCUCUGAAUUGCGACGUAAGAAAUCUGGAGAUGGUCCCCUAAUGUCUGAUGAGGAUGAUGAGUGUGACGGAGAGUUGCGUCGUACAUCUUUCCGUAAGCGGUCUAUGUCUAGUGCAUCACGCCGUUCUACAUCCUCAAUCACUGCCACUCGAGUCCAAACCCACCAACACUCCCCACCCCCCUCACGAACCAACACCCCCUCCUCACCCACAGCAAAGAUGUUGGGAAAAGAGCGCCGUAUAAGUCAGCUGAGUCGGGCUAGCCAGGGGUGUGGCUCCAUGCCGAGUCAGGGAGGGGCAUCAUCAUCAAGUCAUGGGGGAUCAAGCACCCCCACAGAUGAUAACCAGAAACAGUUGAUAACCCACGAGCAGAUUCUUGUUCAAGAGAAUAACGAGAGACAAUUUUCACCAAGAGUUGAUCACUGAUGUUAAAUACACCUACAUGUACUGUUAACGUUUGUAAAGUCCACAUGUAGUUGUUACUUUUUUGAAAAGCCAGUUCCUUAAAAUACAUCUAGCAAAUAAUUCCGAUUAUUGCAUUAAGUCAUGUGCUUUAUUGUGCACAAUUAUAACCAAAUGUUGAGGGAAAGAGAAAAAGUGAAAAAACUUAUCUCUGUUCUUCAAAAAAGCCAAACAUAGAAUAUAUAAUUACUCUAGCCUUGUCAGUGUUUAUUUCUGAAAUAUAUUUCUGAAAGAUAUAUUGAAGGAAUUACUGAAUAUUUUUAAU
Owenia fusiformis is the source of this 3279-nucleotide messenger RNA. The record is from the annotation of a GenBank genome assembly. NCBI's taxonomy places the organism in Eukaryota, Metazoa, Annelida, Polychaeta, Sabellida, Oweniidae.